This is a messenger RNA of Elaeis guineensis (African oil palm), 1622 nucleotides long. RefSeq lists its product as uncharacterized. NCBI's taxonomy places the organism in Eukaryota, Viridiplantae, Streptophyta, Magnoliopsida, Arecales, Arecaceae. The record is from RefSeq and is a predicted model, not a curated record.
GGGAACGAGGUACCAAUUCAAAUCGAGCAGGCCGGGUGGGGGCGAGCCGGGGGAGGCGCCGAUCUCUCUCUCUCUCUCCCUCGCCGUUCCUUCUCUCACUCUCUCAAAAGGAAGAGCGGGUGCACGGUAAAAAGGGCUCUCGCUCGCUCUAUUUCGUACCGUUGAAGACUUGGCAAGAUCUACUCCCUUUUCCUCUGUCCCUUCUUUUAUCGUUAUCGUCUCGGUAGAAGGAUCUUGUCUCUUUCUUUCUCUCUAGCGGCUGAUCUCGGAAAGGGGGCUGAGGGAGUGGCCGUAACUUUCUACAUGUUUGGUGGAUCAAGAUGAUGGGAAGUUUUGUUACAAGAGCCUUGGCAUUGGUCCUUGGCUAUGCCUAUCCGGCCUAUGAAUGCUUCAAAACGGUGGAGUUGAACAAGCCAGAGGUUGAACAGCUGAGAUUCUGGUGUCAGUAUUGGUAUGUUCUUGUUGCUUGUUGGGGGAAGGAUUUUAUUUUCAAAUCUCUGGUCACUUGUGGGACUGAAAGAAGACUUUUUGAUUUUAAACAUUUUUCUAGGAUUUUAGUUGCUGCACUGACCGUCUUUGAGAGGGUUGGAGAAUCUUUUAUUUCAUGGUUACCAAUGUACAAUGAGGCAAAGCUGGCAUUCUUUAUAUAUCUUUGGUACCCAAAAACAAAGGGAACUACAUAUGUCUAUGAAACUUUCCUUCAGCCAUAUGUUGCAAAGCAUGAGAAUGAAAUAGAUCGUAACUUGCUUGAGCUGAGAACGAGAGCUGGGGAUAUUGUUGUCCUUUAUUGGCAAAAGGCUGCAAGCUAUGGCCAGACAAGGUUUUUUGAAAUCUUACAGUACAUUGCUUUGCAGUCACCCUCGCAGUCAUCGAGAUCAUGCCCUGUCCAGCGACGGCAGCAGCCUCAGCAGAUCCGCCGAAUGGCAUCUACAUUGGCUGAUCGCCAACAAUCAGUCUCACAAGAGCAUCAGCAGCAAACAUGUGCACCACCCAACCCCACCAAAAGCCAGUUGCAAGAACCCACAAAGGCAGGUGCCCCUCCACCAGCCCCUCUGGUUGCCCAGCCAUCAAACUCACCAGCACUUGCCAGCUUGCCUAAUUCUGAAGCCACCGCUCUUCCCACUCCAGCAGGUGAUGGAGAUGCAAUGCAGAUGGAAGUGGCCCAUGCUGCAUCCAGGGAAGACACAAAUGCUUCCUCACAAGAGACUCCCAUGGAAGAGGCAAUCCGCAUGACCCGUGGCAGGUUGAGAAAAAGAGCUGCCACUGCUGGUCCCUCAAUUCGUCAGUAGCAUUUCUUGCUUGCUCUCUCAAUAUUUCCUUGAGCAUUGCUUGUUCGUUGGUAGAGUGGAAAGAUGGGGUGAUUGAUUUGAGUGCAUUCUUUUGAAUCGAUCAACACAUGUAAAUAACCUAGAACAAGGUGGAGAUGCAUGUAUAGACAAGCAUCUAGUUGAUGAGUUUAGAGGGCAAACGAUGCUUGGUGGUGGCGUUGAUGAUAUCUAUGCAAGUAGCUGUUUGGUUCUUGAUGUCAUUUUGCCUGCCUUUUUAAUUGUCGUUGGUAUUGGUUGCUUUGAAGUUUAGUAAUGACAAUCAGGGGUGGCAUCUAUUAUUUCCUUUGGUAUUUA